Molecule: messenger RNA, 3783 nt
Organism: Myxocyprinus asiaticus (Chinese sucker)
Lineage: Eukaryota; Metazoa; Chordata; Actinopteri; Cypriniformes; Catostomidae
Product: LIM domain kinase 2-like
Exons: 16
Coding region: 301-2256 (651 amino acids)
Biological process (GO): protein phosphorylation; actin cytoskeleton organization
Cellular component (GO): cytoplasm; nucleus
Molecular function (GO): protein serine/threonine kinase activity; ATP binding; protein binding
Source: RefSeq, a predicted model, not a curated record
CGCUGCUUGACACCGGCUUUGUCGCGCAGCCCGCAAACGCUCCUGCUUCAGGUGAUGCUGUUUGAUCCCUUCCGGUCUCCGUACAUUUUUUACAUUAUGACAUCAUCUCUUCGGACAAGGGAGAGAGACACUUUGUUUUUCGUUUGAUUGGACUUUGUUUUUCCCUCAAGAUUCAUCUGGAUUUACUUUGUGGGUCUCAGACGUGGGUCAGAAAUGGAGCAUCGCUGAUGCGCAGCGUGUGACAUUUCUGGACCAGCAUGUGAGCCUGAACAAAUAUAAUCGAAUCAGAUCAGGGAGGACAUGGACGAACGAGAAGAUGUGACGGAGCGCGCGUGCACGGGCUGUGGCGGGACGAUUCAGGACGCGUUCCAUGUGAAGGUUCUUCAAGACGCCUGGCACAACUCAUGUUUUCAGUGUUCUGUGUGCUUUGAUCUCCUGACAAACUGGUACUUUGAGAAGGAGGGGAGGCUGUACUGUCAUAAACACUACUGCGAGAAGUUCGGAGAGUUGUGCCAUGGCUGCUCGCUGCUUAUGACGGGACCUGCUAUGGUGGCAGGAGACUAUAAAUACCACCCCGAAUGCUUUGUGUGUUUGAGCUGCAGGGUGGUGAUUGAGGAACGGGAUACCUAUGCCUUAGUGGAACGUGCAAAUCUCUACUGUGGUAAAUGCUACAAGCAGGAGGUCCUGACUCCGAUGUUGGAGAAGCGUGGUUUGGCCGACUCUCCAACCGACUUGCUCCCUCACACAGUGACUUUGGUGUCCAUGCCCGCUGCCACAAAUGGUAAACGGGGCUUCUCUGUCAGCGUUAUUAGAGACUGCACCAGUGCCACAGCCAGCGUACAGGUCAAAGAAGUCAGAGGUAUGCAUAUUAGUCCAGAGGUUCGGAAUGCCAUCCACGUUGGGGACCGGAUCCUGGAGAUCAAUGGGCUCCCAGUGACAGCUCUGAUGGAGGAGGAGGUUGAGGACCUCAUCCACCGGACCAGUCAAACGUUGCAGUUGUUGACUGAGUAUGAUCCAGUCAGACAGCGUCUGGACCGACUCCGCCUGGGCUCAUCACGUAACCAGCUGGGUGUCCCCGCAGCGUCGCGAAUGCGUCUGUCCUCCCCAUCAGAUGCUGAGAUUGAGCGGAGUGACUCUGUGGACAGUGGGACAUUGAAGAGAAGGUCCCUCAGACGUAGCAACAGCACCUGCAAGUCUCCAGUCUCUGCAUCUCUUAAAGACCCCCAGGGCUUGUCCCGGGAUAUUGGGCGCUCCGAAUCCCUCCGCUCUACUUCCAGCUGCUCACAUCGUAUCUUUCGUCCCUGUGACCUCAUUCACGGGGAAAUCCUCGGAAAGGGCUUCUUUGGGCAGGCCAUCAAGGUGACUCAUAAAGCUACGGGUGAGGUGAUGGUCAUGAAGGAGCUGAUCCGUUGUGAUGAAGAGACACAGAAAACAUUCCUAAAGGAGGUUAAAGUGAUGAGAAGUCUUGAUCACCCACAUGUUUUGAAGUUCAUCGGCGUUCUGUACAAAGACAAGCGACUCAAUCUGAUAACGGAGUUCAUUGAGGGAGGCACUCUGAAGGAUUUUAUCAGAGACACAGACCCAUUCCCAUGGGAACAGAGAGUUAGUUUUGCUAAGAGCAUUGCAACUGGAAUGGCAUAUCUGCAUUCAAUGAGCAUCAUACACCGAGAUCUAAACUCACACAACUGCCUGGUCAAACUGGACAACACCGUUGUGGUGGCCGAUUUUGGUCUGUCCCGUCUUAUCAUGGAGGAAAAGGUCAAGCAGCCGCCUCCUGACAAGCCAACCAAUAAGAAAAGAUUAUUCAGACGCAUAGACCGCAAAAAACGCUACACAGUGGUGGGGAACCCUUACUGGAUGGCCCCAGAGAUGCUCAAUGGUAAACGCUACGAUGAGAAGGUGGACAUAUUCUCCUUUGGCAUUGUGCUUUGUGAGAUUAUAGGUCAGGUAAAUGCAGAUCCUGAGUGUCUUCCAAGAACGCUGGAUUUUGGGCUCAACGUGCCAAAGUUCAUUGAGAAAUUCCUUCCUGAGGACUGUCCUCCUGCUUUCUUCCCAUUGGCUGUGGCAUGUUGUGACCUCUUCCCUGACAACCGGCCUGCUUUUCAGAAGUUGGAGGACUGUUUUGAGGCAUUAACUCUGAAUCAGGAGUUGGGCAUCCCUCUACCGGCUGAGCUAGAUGAACUUCAGCAGAAGUUUGUAAGGACUUAUGGAGCAAGUGGCAUUGCCUCUGAAAAGCAGGAUAACAACAGGACCUAAUCCAUUGGUCACAGCUACCAAAAUGGGCUCAAACUUUUUUUUUUUUUUUUUUGGAUGAGUUUACAGAAUUAAACCAGUGCAUAUAUUUUGGAUUUGCGGGGGAACACGGACGCUGGUAUGCUUUCUAGAGAUCGUCACAGCAUGCAAACCUUUUGAGGGCAUUCGCAGAGUUCUGUUACAGGAACAGGUACAUUUCAAAUACCUUGAGUUUCUUUCUGAGGUCGAGUGGCACUUUUUUUCUUCUGUCUUUCAUAACAGACUAAAUGGGAUGGUUUAGUGUUGGUCUAACUCAAAACCUAUUUGAGUGCCUUCCACUGGAUGACAAAUCUCCCUGAUGGAAGUUUCCUCACCAAUACGGUAAAUUCGUAAUGUAGCAACACAUUGCAUUGAUCAUUAAGUAUUUUGACGAUUUCAAGGAUUUCAAAAGUGUGUAUGGUUGAAUCUCAUGAGGCAUGUGGGGAACAUGUCCAGGUCAUAGUUCACAUCAAAAUCAAAAGAAAGAAAUUAGAUUCGGCUUGAAAUGAAGUCUAAAAAUGAAAAGAAAAAAGUUAAGAAAAUGAAGCCUGCUUUAGGAGGGUUAAGAUUUUUUGCAUUGUAACACUAUUUUCAUGACAAUUAACACCCUGCCCUCGCACGUAUUUAUAUAUCAUGGUAGUAUUUGUUGCGCUGCCUUUAUGCUGAUUUUGCUAUAAAAAAGUUGUAUUGCAAUACUGAGACUCUUAGGCCACAUUCGCACUAAUACGUUUUCAUUUGAAAACUGUUUUCAGUUUCCUAACGUCAACGGUUUCCAACGUAUGCUGUACCAGAGAGCAUUUUCGAAAGUCUUAAGUAUUCGGUGGAGGAAAAUGCUGUUCCAGUGUGAAUGAAAUUAGUAAACGUAGCAAAAUCAAUGCGUUUUUAACUGACAAUGUAUUCGUGUGGAUUCGCCAUUGAGAAUAAGGGGAAUUCAAAAGAAAUACAAAGCAAAAUGUCUGGCUGCAUUAAGGAAUGAGAAUUGUUCUUAAUUGUCAUAAAAAUUGUAACAUUGAAAGAAAAAAAGCUGUAAUGAUCCUAAAAUAAGCUUCAUUUCUUUUCAUUUUUUUGGGACCUGGACAUGUUUUUGUGAGAUUGACCCAUUUAUGUCAAAUUAACAUGGGCAGUUUAAAGUAUUUUGUGGUUAUUGAAACUACCUUGAACUCUAGGAAUGCAAAUCAAGCAUUGUUGAAUCACACUGCCCCCUGCGGGUAGUUGUGCAUAUGUACACUCGAUCCCUUUUCAGUCAAAUAAUAAUAUGAUUAUUUCUGUACCACUAGCACUUGAGGUCAUGACCUCUGUAACUUGAUAAUCCAAAAACAGAGUGAUACAACUGUUAUGAAAGGAAAUAACUAGUUUCUGAAUUCUGAUUUGGUUUUCCAUGUGUGGUUUCUUGGGAAUACUUUUCUAUAUUGUAGAAAAAACUUGGUAGAUCAGUAAUUCAUUAAUUCCACAGUCAUGGACGUCUUGUAUUCCAUGACACAACAAGAGUUCUUUUUUUUUUUUUUUUUUUUU